Messenger RNA from Penicillium macrosclerotiorum, 3531 nucleotides. It is a transcript of the gene set1, whose product is annotated as histone methyltransferase SET1. Gene Ontology annotation, molecular function: protein binding; nucleic acid binding; histone H3K4 methyltransferase activity. The transcript is spliced from 4 exons. Bases 1 to 3531 code for a protein of 1176 amino acids. The record is from RefSeq and is a predicted model, not a curated record. Gene Ontology annotation, cellular component: Set1C/COMPASS complex. Lineage: Eukaryota; Fungi; Ascomycota; Eurotiomycetes; Eurotiales; Aspergillaceae.
AUGUCACGCGCCUCAGCUGGCUUUGCGGACUUUUUUUCCCACGGCACCAUCGGAUCUGAUGGUGAACCCGCGGCGCCCGACCCUGCGCUGUUGACCGCGUCCAGCGCUUCCGCAACUGGCGGGGCAUCAAAUGAACCCGCGGGUGACGAAGAGACCAGAUCACCUCCAUCCAACGGCCCAGGCGUUGUCGCGACCGCGCCAACCGACUCCACAGAGUCCAAUGGAACAAAUCUUGCGAUCAUCGCAAAGUCUCAUCCCCCACCGCCGGCCCCAUCACAUAUCGACACCCUAACACCGCUCACCAACGCGGAGUCAUCUCCGGCCCAGAAAGCGACCAGUCCACCACCGAAAUCAAUAGACACAUCCUCUCCUCAUAGUCAACCCAUUACUUUACACGCAGAACCCACCAAGACGUCGGUGACGCCUAUUCACACCCCGCCAACCCCCCAGUCCCAAUCUCAACCCCGUCAAGAAAUCGUGAUCGGGGGUUGCAAAGCUGUUUAUGACCCAGAUCUGGACAAGCGAGGGUCCAAAGAAAGGCGACGGAAACCCGAGUAUGUGGACAUCGUCACAAAUGGCCAGUCCGGUCCUCCCGACCCACGCCUCGGGAUCGCCAAUUAUACCCGCGGAUCAGGCUGCAAACAAAAGACCAAAUACCGCCCGGCCCCAUACACGUUGAAGAUAUGGCCAUAUGAUGCCGCGACUAGUAUUGGACCUGGGCCGCCGGUUCAGGUGGUCGUCACCGGAUUCGAUCCUCUUACUCCGAUCGCUCCGAUUAGCGCGCUUUUUUCGAGUUUUGGUGACAUCGCGGAAAUGAACAACCGGACCGAUCCGAUUACUGGACGAUUCCUGGGCAUCUGUUCCAUCAAAUACAAAGACAGCACCUCGUCUCGCGGGCGUGGCCCCGUUACAGCAGCCAGCGCGGCAAGGCGGGCAUAUCUCGAGUGCAAAAAGGAACAGCGUAUUGGGACUCGCAGGAUUCGUGUUGAGCUAGAUCGCGAUGGGAUUGUAUCAGAACGCAUGGCUUCCAAGACCAUCGAGACUCAGCGAUUGGCGGCCUCGAAAAUCGCCUCAGCCGAGACAAGACCAACUGACCCUCAGACUAGGAAAAAUGAACCGCCACCAUCCGCACCGAAAGGCCCUUCCGGACGCUCUGCCAUGCGUCCCGGGCUGGCGAUUCCGGAAGGACCCCGAGCGAGCAUUCGAUCUCCAUCAGUUCAAUCCCUCGUCGAAGACACUCCGAUCUUAAGCCAGAUCAAGCGCGAGCCCUACAUUUUCAUCGCCCAUUGCUACGUCCCUGUCCUCAGUACAACGGUCCCUCAUCUUCGUAAGCGACUCAAGCUGUUCAAUCACCGAGCCAUUCGCUGUGACAAGACGGGCUACUAUAUUAUCUUCGAAAAUUCCCGACGAGGCGAAGAAGAAACCGAACGUUGCUAUCGGCUGUGUCAUAUGCAGCCCCUAUUUACCUACAUCAUGAACAUGGAGAGCCAACCCUAUGGAAAUCCCAAUUAUGUACGCAGUCCGAGCCCGGAGCGUCUUCGCGCGGAACAGCAAGCCAAAGCCCACCAGGAGAGGGUCAAGAAAGAAGCGGAACUGGAUCUGGAGGAGGAAAAGAAAGCGCGUGCAAUUGAUAUGGAUCCUUGCCGAGAAGUGCUGUCGAUUAUUAUUCGGGACUUAAGAGACAAACUUCUCGAAGAUGUCAAGUCCCGUAUCGCAGCCCCAACAUUGUAUGACUACCUUGAUCCGAGCCGACACGCAGCGAGGCGGGAAAAGUUAGGCAUACGGGAACCUGAAGGAACUAAACAACCAACCUUCCGAAUUGGUACAGAGAGCACGUUAGGCACUCCGGACCCUCGUUCUGAGCUUUCCAAUGCGCGAGAUCCUCUUCGAUCAUCCAAUCUUAAUGUCCUGGCCCUUCCACGCAUUCGGAAGGCCCACGGCCUUCGAAAGAGGGAGGUUCGCCCUCUUUACCAUCGAUUACAGCAACUGCACGACGAGGAGGAUUCAGAUGAUGAUCGGCGAACCCCUCUUACUAGAGACACGGAAGAACGAAGCAGUCGGCCGCCUAGUCGCGCAAGUUCCGAGUCCUCGACCUCCGAUCAGGACGAGGAAUAUCCAUCAGACGCCCUAGAAUCAUUUGGAGUGAGCGAGGCACAGGUGGACGAACAAGUUGACGAGGAAAAGGAUGGCUUUUCCAUAGACACGGAAGCCUUGUCCCCUCUAUCACGCAAGAGAAAGAGGCUUACUGAAGAGUCGGAGGCUCGUAAACGUCACAGACAGGAUGCUGAGCUCUUCGGCGCCGAACCCCCGGAAGCAACUACGGAUGAACAUCAUAAGACCUUCACCGACUUCGAUACAGAUUUUGCUGGAGAACAAACAGCCAAGUUACCGGCACAGGAUGAACUGGCGACAGAUAAUCGCUCUGAGCUCGGCGGCCCGUCCAAAGAACUCGUCGGCGGCGACCCUUCUAUUGAAGAAGAAUUGGAAGAAGAGACCUUUGAUAAGCCAAGAACUGAAAUCGAGUGGGGUGUCUCCAAGCAUGAGCCACGAGCAACGGUGGAAGACGAUGAAUCCCUUCUCCUGGAUCUACAUGGCUGGCAGCACCUGGUCAAGGAUGAUGAAGACAUGCGAUUUCUUCGGGAAGUUUUGCACGAUCAGGCUGCAUCGGCCGUUGGCAAUCUUGCCGCCUGGGCCUGGCGACAGAAGGAAAUCAAGGCUCUCAACCAGCUGGAGCCGACGGGACCAACACAUGAUGCUAUUGCGAUCACCGGAUACUAUGUUCCAAAUAACACUGGCGCUGCUCGGACGGAAGGACGGAAGAGGAUUCUCGAGUCCGAAAAAUCCAAGUACCUUCCACACAGAAUCAAAGUACAAAAGGCUCGAGAAGAGCGGGAGGCCAAAGCAAAGGCAGACCCCCAGGCAGCUGCGGCUGAAGCUGCCAGAAUCGCUGCGGCGAAGACCAUUUCAAAAUCAACAUCCCGCUCGACCCGUGUUAAUAACCGUCGACUUAUUGCCGACAUUAAUGCGCAGAAGCAAGCACUUCCUACCUCCAGUGGCGAAGGAGAUGUUCUUCGUUUCAAUCAACUCAAAAAGCGGAAAAAGCCUGUUCGAUUUGCCCGCUCUGCUAUCCAUAACUGGGGAUUGUAUGCUGAAGAGGACAUUUCUGCCAAUGAUAUGAUUAUCGAAUAUGUGGGCGAGAAGGUUCGGCAACAGGUUGCGGAUAUGAGAGAACGUCGAUAUCUCAAAAGCGGCAUUGGUAGUAGCUACCUUUUCCGCAUCGAUGAAAACACAGUCAUCGAUGCUACGAAACGAGGUGGCAUUGCUCGAUUCAUCAAUCACAGCUGCACACCAAACUGCACUGCAAAAAUCAUCAAGGUCGAUGGUAGCAAACGAAUUGUGAUCUACGCACUCAGAAACAUCGAAAGAGAUGAAGAGCUCACGUACGAUUACAAAUUUGAACGUGAAUGGGACAGUGACGAUCGCAUUCCUUGCUUGUGUGGCUCAACUGGCUGCAAGGGCUUCCUCAAUUAA